UCAUCAUUCUUUAGAAACAUUAAAAGAAGAAGAUCAUUAUUUAGAUACUAUUCUGAUUUUCAAUUUCCAAUGCAAAAUCGAUAAUCCUUACAAAGUUUUAUUUUUCUUCCGGUACAAUUAAGUUGUUUUAAUAAAAAUGAAUGAGAAACAAUCAAAGCAACCAAAUAGAAAGAAUAAUAAAAAGGAUAAAGGCAACAAAGUAAAAGAGACAUAUCCUAGCAUACAAAUAAUAAUUCAUGUGUUUUUUACCUGUUUGUUUUGUCUGUCGUUGCCAUCAAGCUAUUACAUAUACAAAUUUAUGUUUGAACAUCCUGAAUUACCGAAAGUUGAUAUGAACGAGUACUGGGGACAAUAUCCAAUGGAACUUGAACCAGAUUUAUCAAUAAGACAUUUUAAAAUUGAGUUCUCGGAUGUUAUGAUUCAUGACCUUAGAGAGAGACUUCUCCAUCGCAGACCGUUUGUACCACCUUUAGAGAAUGCUGGCUUUACCUACGGCUUCAACACACACUUUCUGACUAAAUUACUGGACUAUUGGCAGAAUAAAUACAAUUUCAAAGAGAGGGAACAAUUCUUUAAUAAAUACAAUCAUUACAAAACAAAUAUCCAAGGGCUGGAUAUCCACUACAUACAUGUUAAACCAAAAGUCACUGAUAACAUUACUGUGGUACCUUUGUUAAUGAUGCACGGUUGGCCCGGCUCUGUACGUGAAUUCUAUGAGUUAAUACCGAAAUUAACAACACCUGUCCCCGAAUAUGACUUUGUUUUUGAAUUAAUCAUACCUAGUAUGCCUGGUUUUGGAUUUUCACAAGCUGCUGUUCGUCCGGGAUUAAGUACAAAUAAGAUGGCCAUAGUGAUGGCCAAUCUAAUGAAGAGAAUUGGCCAUAAGAAGUACUAUGUGCAGGGAGGGGACAUUGGCCACUCGGUGGGCUCGGCCAUGGCCACUUUAUUCCCAGAUAAAGUAUUAGGAUUUCAUACCAAUUUCCCAACUGUUUUGUUUAAUAAGAUGGCUCAGGCUGGUAUAUUGUUAGCUUCUUGGUGGCCCAGUUUGAUAGUGGAAGAGGAGUUGUCCGGCAGGCUGUACCCGCUGCAGCAGCACGCGGCCAGGCUGCUGGAGGAGUCCGGCUAUAUGCACAUCCAGGCUACUAAACCUGAUACUAUCGGUGCUGCAUUAACCGAUUCCCCGGCCGGCCUGGCCGCCUACAUCCUAGAGAAAUUCUCUACCUGGACCAACCCGAAGUACAAGAUGGCAGGGGACGGGAACUUGCUGAAUAAGUUCUCGCUGACGCAGCUGCUGGACAACGUGAUGAUGUACUGGGUCAGCAACUGCAUCACCACCUCGCUCAGAACGUACGCAGAAACCCUGAAUAAGAAAGAACUAAGCUUGAGGCUAGAUGAGAUACCAACCUCUGUGCCGACUUGGGGCAUAAAGUUCAAGCACGAGCUGGUGUUCCACCCGGACUGGGCGCUGCGCCUCAAGUACAAGAACUACCUGCACAGCACCCUGGUGGAGGAGGGCGGCCACUUCGCCGCGCUGGAGCUGCCCCACGUCCUGGCCGCAGACAUCUACCAAGCUGUCCACACCUUCACCCACUUCCACGACCAACCCGAUACAGAAGAAACAAUCGAAGAUUUAAAUUACGAAAAAGCAACAACUGUAUAUGAUUUCACUGUUAAAGAUAUUAACGGAAAUAACGUCAAACUCGAUAAAUACAAAGGUCAUGUACUUAUUAUAGUAAAUGUCGCCUCAGAAUGCGGUCUCACUGACACUAACUAUAAAGAACUGAACGAAUUAUAUGAAAAAUAUUCAAAAACUAAGAAAUUGAGAAUAUUAGCUUUCCCUUGUAAUCAAUUUGCGGGACAAGAGCCCGGGAAUAAUGAGGAUAUUUUAUCUUUUGUCAGAAAUAGAGGGGUUAAAUUCGAUUUGUUUGAAAAAGUCGAUGUGAACGGUGAGAAUGCUCAUCCGUUGUUCAAAUUCCUAAAGAAAACACAAACGGGUACUUUCGGAGAUUAUAUUAAAUGGAAUUUCAGUAAAUUUAUUAUAGAUAAAAAUGGAAUACCCGUUGAGAGGUUAGGUCCUAAUGUAAACCCUAUAAAUUUGGAACCAUUGUUGGCUAAUUACUGGUAAAUAUCUGUAUUAAAGAUUUUAAUAUGUUAAUUUGUGUAGUUUAAUAAAAUUUAUUGUAAUAUAAAGAAUUACGUGUACAUAGAUAGAGCAACUUUUAAAGAGUUUAAUUACCAAAAUGCCUCUUGUGAGCUGUUCACCCUAGGCCAGUACAGUUGGUCAGUAGCGCUCAUAUCUAGACUGACAAUUAACUGGCACAAGUUAACGCUAACUGGCGCCAGUCCGUCGAAAAUGUCCAACUGUACUCGCCUAGUGUAAACCACCCAUUAUUUCUACAAUCAUAACCUACAAUUUAACGAUUUUUACAUUUUGUUUUAUAAUUUUCUUAAUGUUUAUUAGUAUUUACUAAUUACUGUAAAUAAAUAUUAAAUUUUUAGAAAUGACUGUAUAUUUUGGUUUUCGUAAUGUUUAAAAUUUUGUUUUAUAUUCACAUUUUAAUCAUAUGAUAGUUUACGGAAUCAUAAGAAUAGUCCUCUCAUAUUUUUAAGAUGAAAUGAAAGAGAUGACAAUCUUUUUAUGUAAAUAAAUCGUUAUUGAAAACCUAUCCUUAGAUCUUUAUUAGUAUUGUAAGAAAAUAAACCACAGACGGUUUGUUAAUGUAUCGUUUUGGACGUAUCUCUCGUUGAAGUAGUAAAUAAAAAUAUAUACUCUACAUUAUUGUUGCGAUCUCUUUUUACGCAUUACAUAAUUGUACUUAUAAAUAUUUAGGGGAAAUAAGUGUAAAUGAUUUUAAUAGGUGUCUAUUUUAUAGUGCUUGUAUAUCGUAGUCAUUCUGAAGUUUGUUUUAAUGACUUUUUACCUUUUUUUUAACAUUCCUUUACCUUUAUCUAGUUUUUUUUGCAUUUAUUGUUGGUGUUCUGUUACAUUAUUUAUAAUUAAAUAUAGUACAUUAAAUGUAAAAUGUGUUUGUCCUCAAUCAAAUGUGUUAUUCUAUACUAAUGGUAUUAAAAAACCGAGCAGCUAUUCUGUAACUUCGGUGGCUUAUCCAGUUUUAUCCAGAUUGCCUUAGAUGGCGUUAAUCUUCGUUUGCUCGACAUUGAUCCAAAGCGGCGACAUUGACAGUGACGUAGCAAAUAUAUUAAAAGCGGGAUGGAUAAAAUGGCUCACAGGAGUAAUAUGCGACCCUCAAAUUCCACUUAAAGGGGAAAAUUUACAAGGCCAUCGUAAGAACUGUCAUGAUAUAUGAAUCUGAAUGUUGGGCAGUAAAAGGAACGGAUGAAAGGAGACUGCGCAGAAAUGUGAAUGUUAAGAUGGAUGUGUGG
This is a messenger RNA of Papilio polytes (common Mormon), 3384 nucleotides long. RefSeq names its product juvenile hormone epoxide hydrolase-like (gene Jheh-lp3). Bases 137 to 2125 code for a protein of 662 amino acids. NCBI's taxonomy places the organism in Eukaryota, Metazoa, Arthropoda, Insecta, Lepidoptera, Papilionidae. The record is from RefSeq and is a predicted model, not a curated record. Gene Ontology annotation, biological process: epoxide metabolic process; response to oxidative stress. Gene Ontology annotation, molecular function: epoxide hydrolase activity; glutathione peroxidase activity. The transcript is spliced from 9 exons.